UUUUUAAAAAUUUUAAAAUUAAACUUCUGUCGAACAUCAUUAUAAGGGGUCGAGGCCUUCGCCUAGUUUCUGACCUUAAAUCGACCCGGCCUUUGUCUCAGAACCUCUUCAAGAAUUCCUUCAGCAUUUCUGAUCCACCUUUGGAUCGAAUAGAGAUAAAGUUAUCGAGAUCUAGGGAGAUAAAAGUCUAAGGGAGAUAAAAGUUAUCGAGAUUUGUCUGUAAUAUUCUUUUAAAUCAAAUUAAUUGCCUUUAUUUAUUAAAAUUAAAUAUUUAAGAUCCAUCUUAUUUUAACUUUUUUUUAUUAAAUAAUUAAAAAUUUAUUUUUGACCUUCUAAAAUAAAUUGUGAAAAAUUUUUCAAUCAAAAAUGAGCGGAUAUUUACAACAACAAAAUCAAAAUAACACCCAACAACCCAAAUCUUGUGAAAGAAUUGUUCAAGGAGUAGCUAAACUGAGUACAUUUAAAAUCCCCUCCACCCAUUUAAAAAGAUGUUCUGAGGGAGCACUUCCUUUAAAUGAGCAAACAAUAAUUGGUAGUGGGGGUCAACCAAAAAUUUUGGUAAAUGGAAAUAUUAAUGGAAAAGUUGUUACAAAAGAGAAUAAUGAAGGUAAAAGAAUUUUUGUUUCCCUAAAAUUAAGAAAAAAUCAAAGUUUUUCUUUAGCCACAAAAUAUUUAAAAUUAUUUUAUAGAAAAAUAAAAAGAAUUUUUUAUUUCCUAAAUAAAAUUUUAUAUAUUUUUUGUCUUUUGUCAAUUUAA
Molecule: messenger RNA, 756 nt
Organism: Meloidogyne enterolobii
Lineage: Eukaryota; Metazoa; Nematoda; Chromadorea; Rhabditida; Meloidogynidae
Source: the annotation of a GenBank genome assembly